Molecule: messenger RNA, 678 nt
Organism: Diabrotica balteata
Lineage: Eukaryota; Metazoa; Arthropoda; Insecta; Coleoptera; Chrysomelidae
Source: the annotation of a GenBank genome assembly
AUGGCACGCGAAGAAGAAGACAUGACGGUCGGACCGACUGAUCUGGUUGUGCAACCUGUCGAGUCGGGUCGUGUCCGAUUGCACCGACAUAGACGAAGAAGCAAAUGCCCACAGCAACAAAUCCAGCAGCGCCAGGCAGCCAAUUUGAGAGAAAGGAAACGAAUGCAGUCAAUAAAUGACGCUUUCGAAGGAUUAAGAGCACACAUUCCCACCCUUCCGUACGAAAAAAGACUGUCGAAAGUAGACACGCUAAAAUUAGCGAUAGGUUACAUAAAUUUUUUAAGUGAGUUAGUAAGAACAGAUAAAAAUUCAAAUACUGAGUUUUUCAACGGACACAAUAGGAAUCUACGGCAAGAUGAACCAAAGAAAAUCAUUAUUAGGGAUGAUCUGUCACUGGAUGUAAGAAGAAAAAUGUGGUUUAUGCAGGAUGGAGCGCCACCUCAUUUUUCAUUAGCUGUUAGAAAUCAUCUUCAUGACGUAUUUCCUCAACGAUGGAUUGGCAGACGCAGUGAUUUUCAAUGGCCACCAGGAAGUCCUGAGUACAACUCGCUAGAUUUUUAUUUUUGGGGAAAUAUGAAGUCCUUAGUUUAUGCCAAUGAAAGUAAUACACGAGACGAACUUUGGAGAUACAUUCAAAAUGCAGCUAAUCUUAUAAGGGGACAGAAUAAUAUUUUUUAA